AUUGAAUCAAUCCAAUUUAAUUCGCAACUAAUCGGAAUGAAUCCGCAAGCAUGAGCGUUGCCCGGCCGCUGACACCUCCAGUCAAAGUCUCGAGAAUCUUUUAUCGAUGUCAGUUUUACAGUUUAUCACGCUGGCCGUUAACUUAUGUCUCAACUCUUAUCCGACAACUUAGUCGUGUAAAAGAACAUGCUGUGUUACUUAGCGAUUUGGCCUCUGUCUUUUAAGGGCAACUUGAACAUUUAACAACCAUGCUUCUUGAGAAAACGAAGCUCCCUGGCUUACCAAAGUUCUUUAUUUUCAGCCCAUUUUAUGAAAGAUUUUACUCCCAUCAAUCUUUCGACUCUGUUACCUAUACAAAACUCGUCCAAAACUCCACCAAAUCUGGUUGUAUGCUCCACGGCAAACUUGCCCAUACCCAAAUCAUCAAAUCUGCUUUCAAGCCAUGCCUUUUUUUGCUAAACAAUCUUUUAAAUAUGUACUCCAAAGCUGGUGAAAUGGAUGUCGCUCACCGACUGUUUGACAAAAUGUCCAAGCCAAAUCUCGUUUCAUAUAAUUCUUUGAUUUCUGGAUAUAACCAGAUGGGUGCUUUUGAUAAAGCCAUGCAAGUGUUUGUUGAAGCUAGAAAAGCAUGUCUAAAACUUGAUAAAUUCACUUAUGCUGGUGCUAUACAUGUGUGUGCUCAAAAUGGGGAUCUCAAACUAGGGAAGUUAAUUCAUGGCUUGAUUGUAGUACGUGGAUUGGUUGAGAAAGCAUAUUUGACUAACUCAUUAAUCGAUAUGUAUUUCAAAUGUGAACGUGCUGAUCAGGCAAGGUUUUUGUUUGAGAAUUCUAAGGAGUUAGAUGCGGUUUCGUGGAAUACAUUGAUUGCAGGUUAUGUUCGUAUGAAUAAAAAGGAAGAGAUGUUGAAACUAUUAAUAAGCAUGCAUCGAAAUGGCUUGAACUUGAAUACUUAUACCAUGGGAAGUGUCUUAAAGGCUUGUUGUACAAACACAGAUAUAGGGAUAAUGUAUGGGGAAAUGCUUCAUGGAUGUCUAAUGAAACUUGGGUUGGAUGUCGAUAUUUUUGUUGGGACAGCAUUGCUUGAUAUGUAUGCAAAAAAGGGAGAACUAAAUAAUGCAAUCAAAAUUUUUAAAAUCAUGCCUAACCGCAAUAUUGUCAUGUAUAAUGCCAUGAUAUCUGGAUUUACUGAUGCAGAAAACAUUAGCAAGGAAUGUGCAAAUGAAGCUUGUGGCCUUUUCUUUGAAAUACAGACGCAAGGUUUGAAGCCCUCAAAAUUUACAUUCUCAAGCAUGCUCAAAGCUUGUAAUGCAGUUGAAGAUUUUGUCUAUGGCAAGCAAAUUCAUGCUCAAGUAUGCAAAUAUAACUUGCAGUCUGAUGAGUUCAUUGGAAGUGCACUUAUUGAACUGUAUUCCUUGAUGAGAUCAACUGAAGAUGGUUUGAAAUGUUUUAGAUCAACUCCGAUGCAAGAUAUUGUCUUGUGGACAUCCAUGAUUGCUGGCUAUGUUCAGAAUGGACAAUUUGAAAGUGCAUUGUAUCUGUUUUACAAACUGCUGGCAUCUGGAGGAAGACCAGAUGAGUUCGUUACCUCAAACGUGUUGAGUGCUUGUGCAGAUUUAGCAACAGCAAGAUUGGGUGAGCUGGUUCAUGGGCAUGCCAUUAAAAGUGGCCUUGGGAACUUCAGAAUUGUUCAAAAUUCACAGAUUUGCAUGUAUGCAAAGUGCGGUGACAUGGACUCCGCUGAUCUGACGUUUCAAGAGACAGAGAAUCCAGAUGUGGUUUCUUGGUCAGUGAUGAUCUGUAGCUACGCACAACAUGGAUGUGCUAGGGGUGCUUUAAAUCUCUUUGGAUUGAUGAAGGAAUUUGGUAUUUUGCCUAAUCAUAUCACAUUCACAGGAGUUUUAUCUGCUUGCAGUUAUGGAGGGCUUGUCGAAGAAGGAUUACAAUACUUUGAAAGCAUGAAGGAUUAUGACGUUGAAGCCAGUGUAGAGCAUUAUUGCUGUGUUGUUGACCUCUUUGGCCGUGCUGGAAGGCUAGCAGAGGCAGAAAACUUCAUCCUCACCUCAAGUUUCAAGGAUAAUCCAGUUAUCUGGAGAGCCUUGUUGAGUUCUUGCAGGGUUUAUAAGGACACUGUAACUGGGAAACGUGCUGCAAGGAAAGUAAUUGAGCUUGAACCCCAAGAGGCUGCAUCCUAUGUUCUUCUUCGCAACAUCUAUGCUGAUGCUGCUUUAGAACCAUUGGCUGCAAGUGUGAGAGAACUGAUGCAACAACGAGGUGUUAAGAAGAAACCUGGUCUGAGUUGGAUUUAGGUUGGAAACACAGUUCAUUUCUUUUCUGUAGUUGAUAUAUCUCACCCUAUGAGUCAAGUAAUCUAUCAAGGUUGGAAGAAAUUUUGGAGAA
Durio zibethinus is the source of this 2397-nucleotide messenger RNA. Its product is annotated as Tetratricopeptide repeat (TPR)-like superfamily protein. The record is from RefSeq and is a predicted model, not a curated record. Gene Ontology annotation, biological process: RNA modification. Gene Ontology annotation, molecular function: protein binding; RNA binding. Lineage: Eukaryota; Viridiplantae; Streptophyta; Magnoliopsida; Malvales; Malvaceae.